Messenger RNA from Dipodomys ordii (Ord's kangaroo rat), 1028 nucleotides. RefSeq names its product C1q and tumor necrosis factor related protein 5 (gene C1qtnf5). The transcript is spliced from 3 exons. The record is from RefSeq and is a predicted model, not a curated record. Gene Ontology annotation, molecular function: protein binding. The coding region runs from base 121 to 708 and encodes 195 amino acids. NCBI's taxonomy places the organism in Eukaryota, Metazoa, Chordata, Mammalia, Rodentia, Heteromyidae.
AGUGGGGCCGGCCCGAGGGUCCAGCGUGGCAGCGAGCGCCCCCAAAGCCGACCGACAGCCAGGGGGCGUCGGGAGGGAUCACCGGAGGACCCCAGCGUCCGGGCUCCGGGCUCCAGCACCAUGAGGCCGCUCCUCGCCCUGCUGCUCCUGGACCUGGCGUCCGGCUCGUCCCCGCUGGACAACAACAAGAUCCCCAGCCUGUGCACGGGCCACCCCGGCCUGCCCGGCACCCCGGGCCAGCAUGGCGGCCAGGGCCUGCCCGGCCGCGACGCGGUGCCCCCGCGCUCGGCCUUCAGCGCCAAGCGCUCCGAGAGCCGGGAGCCGCCGCCCGCCGACGCGCCGCUGCCCUUCGACCGCGUGCUGCUCAACGAGCAGGGCCACUACGACGCCGCCAGCGGCAAGUUCACCUGCCAGGUGCCCGGGGUCUACUACUUCGCCGUGCACGCCACCGUCUACCGGGCCAGCCUGCAGUUCGACCUGGUCAAGAACGGCGAGUCCAUCGCCUCUUUCUUCCAGUUUUUCGGGGGGUGGCCCAAGCCGGCCUCGCUCUCGGGCGGCGCCAUGGUGCGGCUGGAGCCCGAGGACCAGGUGUGGGUGCAGGUGGGCGUGGGGGACUACAUCGGCAUCUACGCCAGCGUCAAGACCGACAGCACCUUCUCGGGGUUUCUGGUCUACUCCGACUGGCACGGCUCCCCGGUCUUCGCGUAGGCCCCGCCGGGGAGGGCGGCGCUGCCGCCCUGCGCCCGCCCUGCGCCCGGGAGGGCCGGACCCCCUGGGACCCUGCCCGUGCCGCCCUGCGGCCGCAAGGAUGGAGAUGGGGAGACCGGGGAGACCGGGGAGGCAGCACGGGGCAGUGGCUGGAUUUCUGCCCGAGACCAAAGCAAUGUGCUGCGUUGGCAAAUGUAGGUCCCCUGCCCCCCCUCGAUUUCUCUGGCCCAGAACCCCGAAGUGGGAUGCUCUCUUCCUGCCUCUCUGAGCCUCCCCCGUCCCUCCUGCUCGCAGGGCCGGCCCUUCUCUCAGAGGUCACU